This is a messenger RNA of Sclerotinia borealis F-4128, 2532 nucleotides long. The record is from the annotation of a GenBank genome assembly. NCBI's taxonomy places the organism in Eukaryota, Fungi, Ascomycota, Leotiomycetes, Helotiales, Sclerotiniaceae.
AUGAUAUCCGGUCGUGGUAGAACUAAGAUUCGUGCCCCUCGUCGGGCUUUUGGAGGUCAUGGACGUCAAAAUGAAUUUGAUGUGCAGUGGGAAAUUCUACAAAACGCCCUUCGAGAAAUCCACGAAAAGAACUCCUCUAAAUUAUCCUUCGAACAACUCUACCGAGCAUCUUACAAAAUCGUACUGAAGAAUGAGGGGGACUUACUUUAUGAUCGGGUCAAGGUUUUCGAAGAACAAUGGUUUGCCGGAAAAGUGAUGCCAGAUAUCAGGAAACUGAUUACUGCAAAUCUGGUUAACGUGGCUACCGGUGGCGUAUCUGGAACUGCUGCAAACGAACGAAGAAUCACUGGUGAACACUUUUUGGGUGGACUUAGAGCUUCAUGGACUGAUCACAAUACUUGUAUGAGUAUGACAACCGAUGUCCUCAUGUACAUGGAUCGUGUUUAUUGUAACGACAAUGAUAAGGCUUCAAUUUACACCACUGCCAUGGGCCUUUUCCGAGAUCACAUUUUACGUUCACGCCUUCUUCAAGAUUCAAGCAUCAUAACUUUUGAUAUUCUGAACUCGGUUAUACUGGAUCAAAUUGGAAUGGAGAGAGAAGGAGAUGUCAUAAAUAGACAUUUGAUCCGAUCUGUCAUCUAUAUGCUCGAGGCACUAUACGAAACAGACGAUGAGAAUGAAAACGAGAAGUUGUAUUUCACUAUCUUUGAGCCGGCGUUUUUGGCGGCUAGCAAAAAGUUCUACCAAGCAGAAUGUCAAACUUUACUGCGGGAUUCCCCUGCCAGUACAUGGCUACGUCAAGCCAAAAAGCGCCUAGACGAGGAAACCGAUCGAUGCAAUACCACUAUAGCAAUUCUCACAAGCAAGAAGAUACAGAAAGUUGUCGAGCAAGAAUUGAUCAGCAGCCAUUUGAACGAAUUCCUGGCGAUGGAGGGCAGUGGUCUACAGGCAAUGAUCGAAAAUGACCGAUAUGAAGAUUUGACCAUUUUAUACCAGCUUAUUAGCCGGAUAGACCCAACCAAGGAACCACUGAAGGUCGCCUUGCAGGCUCGAGUGGUUCAUCUAGGACUUGAAAUCAACAAAAUCAUUUCUAGUGGUGAUUUCGGCGGUCCUGUGGCGGCAGAUGAUAACAAACCUGAAGCAGAGGAGGAAGACGCGGAAGUUUCGAAGAAGAAGGUCAAGCCAAUGAAUGCUGCCGCGAAGCAGACCCUUGCAGCCAUCAAGUGGGUUGAUGAGGUUUUGCGUUUGAAGGAUAAGUUUGACAACAUGUGGAAGAAGUGCCUUCAGGAAGAUCUCAUCCUCCAGACAGCUAUUACCAAGAGCUUUUCCGAUUUCAUCAACCUUUUCGAUCGAUGUUCUGAGUUUGUCUCCUUGUUUAUUGAUGACAAUCUCAAGCGUGGAAUCAAGGGCAAGACUGAGCUUGAGAUUGAUGAAGUUUUGGAUAAGGCCACUACCCUACUUCGAUAUAUCCAGGACAAAGAUAUGUUUGAGAGAUACUAUAAGAAGCAUCUUGCCAAGCGAUUACUACUCAACAAGUCCGAAAGCAGUGAUGUUGAGAAGCAGAUGAUUUCCCGAAUGAAACUGGAAAUUGGCAACGCGUUCACUACCAAGCUUGAAGGCAUGUUCAAGGACGUUACAAUGUCCGAAGAACUUUCUUCCAAUUACCGGAAUCACAUCAGUAAUCUCGGAGAUAAGGACCGAAAUCAAAUCGACCUCUCUGCUAUCAUCCUCUCAACAAAUUGUUGGCCUACAGAAAUUAUUGGUGGUAUCCCUUCACAAGAGGAUGGUCCUCGACAAACUUGCAACUGGCCGGCAGAAAUCCAAAAAUUGCAAGACUCGUUCCGAGCAUUUUACCUCAAGGAUCGCAAUGGUCGAAUGUUGACCUGGCUAGGCAACCUCGGAAACGCAGAUAUCCGAUGUACCUUUCCCGCCAUUCCAGGCGAGACAGGGGUGAAGGGCAGGGAGCGCAAGUACGAAUUGAAUGUCAACACUCAUGGCAUGAUCGUGUUAAUGCUUUUCAACGACCUCCAAAAUGGCGAAUCACUAUCUUUUGAGGAAAUACAAGAACGCUUGAAUAUUCCCGAGAAAGACCUACCCCGAGUACUUAUGCAACUCUCUGGUCCGCCAAAAUCUCGAGUUCUACUCAAGACACCAGGCAAACCCAACGAACACCCUAAAUUGGGUGAUGUUUUCACAUUCAACACCUCUUUCGUCAGCAAAACUGUCAAGAUUAAAGCUCAAGCGAUGGGUGGCAUGUCUAAUAAGGUGGAAGGAGCUGAAGAGAGAAGACAGACGGAGGAAAGAAAUGAUGAGCAUAGAGGAAGUGUCAUGGACACGGUCAUUGUGCGAAUUAUGAAGGCACGCAAGGAAUUUCCUCAUCAACAACUCGUCGCGGAAGUAAUCUCUCAACUUUCCCAUCGUUUCCAACCUAAUAUAAACAUGAUGAAGCGACGAAUCGAAAGUCUGAUUGAGCGAGAGUAUUUGGAUAGAAUCGAGGAUGCUAAUGUUCCUACGUACCGGUACUUGGCUUAA